CCUGGCGUGAGGUCUGGUGAGGUAUAUGUGCCAACGUCGGUUUCCCUGAACGGAUUUAUUAUCAGAGUACCAUUUGCUAAGACAGUUGCGUUGGCGGACUCGGGAAGAGCAGGUUUGUUGUCCGCUGUAACAAAUCCUGAGCAUCGUGGAUUCUUUUCACCUUCUUGGCAGUACUUGAUAAACUCUUCGACACCUGCUUUCCUCACCCGCUUCCAAGUGACGACUUCUUGUGGGAAAAAAAUUUUAAGGCGACCUCCAAUCUGA
This is a messenger RNA of Haemonchus placei, 264 nucleotides long. Lineage: Eukaryota; Metazoa; Nematoda; Chromadorea; Rhabditida; Trichostrongylidae. The record is from the annotation of a GenBank genome assembly.